CAGUUCUCCCCCAACUGUUAGCUAGUGAUCAUGUCCCUCAUCGGCGAUAAUGGCGAUGAUGGUUUUGUAUUUUAUAUCAUCGGCAAAAUAGCUGUGGCAGUUAUAGUUCUGAAAAUGGUGUGGAUGGUUUGUCGCUUCGUCUUUUGUCACGACAUAUCCAAAUUGUAUAAGACGAACUUGAAGAAGAAAUACGGAGGCUGGGCAGUGGUGACGGGGUCGACGGACGGCAUCGGUAAAGCCUAUGCUCAUGAGUUGGCUGAAAGCGGUCUCAACAUCGUACUCAUUUCAAGAACUCUUGUGAAGUUGGACGAAGUGGCUCAAGAAAUAAGAGUCAAGCACAAUGUUGAAGUUGAGGUGAUCCAGGCAGACUUCUCCAACGGAAGAAUGAUUUACGAUCACAUUGCGGACAAAGUGUCCAAGAAAGAUGUCGGAAUUCUGGUUAACAACGUGGGCGUCUUCGCCACCCCAUCCAAGUUCGAGAACAUCACUGAAGACGAGAUCUGGAAUCAAAUCAUCGUGAACGUGGCUUCUGUUCCUGCUAUGUCCAAGAUGGUUCUUCCUGGAAUGCUGGCCAGGAAACGAGGCCUCAUCGUGAAUGUUGGUUCAUUAUCCGCCGUUGCUCCCUUUCCAUACUUCCAGGUUUAUGCCGCUACAAAGGCAUUUGUGAGGAGCUUUAGCAAAGGUCUGGAGUUUGAAUACAGAGGAACUGGAGUCGACGUCCAAACUGUCUUGCCUGGGGUAGUUGCCACAAAUAUGGCCGCUUGGAACAAAGCCUUUAGCAAACCAAGCCUAAGCGUUCCAACUCCUACCAAGUUUGCCCGGGACGCUGUCGCUACAAUAGGUUACGCCAGUGAAACUGCUGGGUAUUGGAACCAUGAAAUGCAGCUGAUGUUGGCAGGAAUUCUACCAGAAUGGGUGGCCACGAGGUCUGCUGAAUACCUCAUCCGUUAAGCUCUGCUGUGACAGCCGCGGUUGAAUUGGUUUUUGGGAUGAAGGUUUUCAAUCGACACGCAGGAAGUAUUAUUAGAAUAAAAAGAGUCUGAACCCUGAAGGCGGGAGCUGUUCGUCUGAAGUAACAAGAAGUGGACUGGAAGACUUAUCAAUACUCAUACUCUUGAAUUACCCUAAAUUUAAAUAAAAAAUACACCGGAUGGUGCUUGAUUGGAAAAUGAGAAGUGAAUGUCUUGUGAUAUUAAUAAUAUGUAAAAGAAAGUA
Macrobrachium nipponense is the source of this 1215-nucleotide messenger RNA. Its product is annotated as inactive hydroxysteroid dehydrogenase-like protein 1. The record is from RefSeq and is a predicted model, not a curated record. Bases 31 to 951 code for a protein of 306 amino acids. The transcript is spliced from 7 exons. Gene Ontology annotation, cellular component: endoplasmic reticulum. Gene Ontology annotation, molecular function: oxidoreductase activity. Lineage: Eukaryota; Metazoa; Arthropoda; Malacostraca; Decapoda; Palaemonidae.